AGCAGUCAAGAGAGACUUGGACUAGAGUUAGCCACACGGUCCCCACGCGAAGGACACGAGAGCUGUGCACUGCCAACGCCUCCUGCUCUUCUUCUUCUCCUCCUACUGAAAGAGGCUGCCCUCAUCCUCUGCAUCCAUCACUCCUGAACAUCUGUCAGCGAGAUGGAAACUACAACCAUCACCACCACGCAGACUGCAUUCACCUUUGGACUUAAUGAAAGACGCGCCAGCAUCACCCUGCACGCGCCGGCUCAGGACUGCACCGUCCCCGCCGCGCACCCCAACACCACCACGGCAGCAGGCUUCCAGAGCAAAACCAAGGUGCUGAAGAGACAGCGCUCCAGCUCGCCGGAGCUCCUGCGCUGCAAGCGACGCCUGAGCUUCAACGGCCUCGGCUACUCCAUCCCCCAGCAGCAGCCCGUGGCCGUGGCUCGGCGGAACGAAAGAGAGCGAAACCGGGUCAAACAAGUUAACAUGGGUUUCCAGACGCUGCGUCAGCAUGUGCCAAACGGCGCUGCCAACAAGAAGAUGAGCAAAGUGGAGACCCUGAGGUCUGCGGUGGAGUACAUCAGGGCUUUACAGCAACUUUUAGACGAGCAUGACGCAGUGUCGGCUGCUUUCCAGUGUGGGUUGCCAUCCCCGACACUUUCCAACAGCUACUCCGCCGACCCGGAGUCCCCUCACUCCACCUACUCAUCAGAUGAAGGUGGUUAUGAGCCUCUAAGCUCCGAAGAACAGGAGCUGUUGGACUUUACAACCUGGUUCGACAGGUACUGAGGCGCACAGCAUCCAAACCACACAGCAGCGUCUGUGCGUAAAAGCAGCUGCGUCUCUCAGAAAUGCUGACAAAGACUUGCUGAUGGCGUCAGAUCAGUGUUGCCCUCCGUGCUUGGAAGUGAUCUGUUGCCUCCCUCCCUCACUCACCCGGGCUGCUUCUGCAGGAGCAAAGCAAUAGUGAGAAAGAGAGAGAGAGAGAGUGCGUAAGAGAGAGGGAGCCUCUUGUUGCAUGGAACAGGGCCACGUUGAGGCGUGGACGUAAAGAACUGGUGAUGUUUUUGUUGAAUAAGUGCAAU
Molecule: messenger RNA, 1073 nt
Organism: Cheilinus undulatus (humphead wrasse)
Lineage: Eukaryota; Metazoa; Chordata; Actinopteri; Labriformes; Labridae
Gene: ascl1b
Product: achaete-scute family bHLH transcription factor 1b
Exons: 1
Coding region: 163-777 (204 amino acids)
Biological process (GO): regulation of neurogenesis; neuron differentiation; sensory organ development
Cellular component (GO): RNA polymerase II transcription regulator complex
Molecular function (GO): RNA polymerase II transcription regulatory region sequence-specific DNA binding; DNA-binding transcription factor activity, RNA polymerase II-specific; protein dimerization activity
Source: RefSeq, a predicted model, not a curated record